AUGAUCAUCGAUACCUCGUCCAUAGCCGGAUACGCUAUCUUUCGGGAAGAGCCCACCGACGCCGUUCCAGACCUGUCGAAGAGUCGCUCGACCCAUCCUCUCAACCAGCUGUCGAUUGAAGAGAUUCGUGCUGCUUCCAAGAUCAUUCGUGAAUAUGCCGGCUCGAAGCCUCUGAAGUUCAACUGUCUCACGUUGCGUGAGCCUAAGAAGCACGAGUACGUGGCCUUCCGUGAUCGCCGCGGUCCUAGGCCUGACCGCCGCGCUUUUGCUAUCAUCCUCGAGAAGGGCACGCCCAACAUCGCCGAGGUCAUUGUCAACCUCAACCAGUCUGUUGUUGAGGACUGGAAGGUCGUCCAAGAUGUUGGCCCGAUCUUGACUCUCGAGGACCUUGACGUUUGCGAGCGCGUCGCCCGCGCAGAUCCUCGAGUAAUUGAGGCUUGCAGGGAAAUUGGCAUCACAGACAUGAGCAAGGUCUAUAUAGAUGCCUGGGCUAUUGGUUUCGACCACCGCUGGGGCACCGAACGACGCCUGCAACAGGGCCUCGUCUACUAUCGUAAUUCGGAGUCUGACAACCAGUAUGCUCACCCACUUGACUUCACCGUCAUCCUUGACACGGAGAAGGAAGAGGUCCUUGCGGUUGAUAUCCGUCGCGUGAAUGGAGAGCGCACCGCUCCUUCUUUCGAAGAACACAACUACAUGCCGGAUUACGUCGGCGACUCGUACGAGGAAAAUAGGCUGAAGCCUAUUGACAUUGUCCAGCCCGAAGGCGUCUCAUUCCGUAUGCGAGGAAGUGAGCUUCACUGGGCUGGGUUCAAAAUGCACAUUGGCUUCAACUAUCGCGAGGGCAUCGUGAUCUCCGACGUCCGCCUCGACGACCACCAUGGACAGCGUGUCCGCAAACUCUUCAACCGCAUCAGUCUCGCGGAAAUGGUCGUUCCUUACGGGAACCCGGAUCAUCCCCACCAGAGGAAGCAUGCCCAUGAUGAGGGAGAAUAUGGCAUGGGGUUAAUGACCAACUCUCUGAAGCUCGGAUGCGACUGUAAAGGGGCCAUCCACUAUCUCGACGCCAUCAUGUGUACGAGCAGCGGCGAGCCGGCCGUUGUACAAAAUGCCAUCUGCAUUCACGAGGAGGAUAAUGGUCUGGUCUACAAGCACACCGAUUACCGUGACGGCACCGUGAUCUCCGCCCGAGAUCGUAAGCUCAUCAUUUCGCAGAUCAUCACGGCUGCCAAUUAUGACUAUGCGUUCUACCAUAUAUUUACUCUUGAUGGAACCUACAAGCUCGAGGUUAAGCUUACGGGCAUGCUCAAUACCUAUUGCUUGCAUCCCUCGGAAACAGCUGCUCCAUACGGCACCGAGGUUGCUCCGGCCAUUACUGCCCACAAUCAUCAGCACAUCUUCUCGCUGCGCGUCGACCCGGAGAUCGAUGGUCCAAACAACUCCAUUGUACAGAAUGAUGCUGUACUCACCGAUGCGCCGCUUGGCUCCGCGGAGAAUCUUUACGGCAACGGCUUUUACUGCAAGAAGACGCCACUUCGUACUGCCAAGGAGGCUGCCGCCAAUUAUUGCUACGAGACCAGCCGCAGCUGGGACAUCAUCAAUCCCAGUAGCAUCAACCCUUCUACCAAGAAGCCUGUUGCCUACAAGAUCCUCAACAACAACUGCCCGACGCUUCUCGCGAAGCCUGGAAGUAUGUUAGCGAAACGUGCUGCGUUCGCCCGAAAGAGUCUCUGGGUCGUCCCCUACGAGGACUACCAACUUUUUCCCGCCGGUGACUACGUCUGCCAGUCCACCGGUGAACUCGGCCACCCCUACAACAAGACCAUCGCAGAUUGGGUGGCGCAGGAUGGUUCGGUUGAGAACACCGACAUUGUGUGCUACAUCCAGUUUGGCCUCACCCAUUUCCCGCGCACCGAGGACUUCCCCAUCAUGCCAGCUGAGCCCGUAAGUGUGAUGCUUCGAGCCUCGAACUUCUUUGUCAAGAACCCGGCUCUGUGGGUUCCACCUACCCACAUUGCGGUUGACAAGUCAUCGGAGAACGCUUUUGCCCAAAAGCAGCAGGUUUGUUGCGGCAAGUCUGAUGUUCCUAGCAAGCUUUGA
Messenger RNA from Scedosporium apiospermum, 2100 nucleotides. RefSeq names its product Peroxisomal primary amine oxidase. Gene Ontology annotation, biological process: amine metabolic process. The transcript is spliced from 3 exons. NCBI's taxonomy places the organism in Eukaryota, Fungi, Ascomycota, Sordariomycetes, Microascales, Microascaceae. Gene Ontology annotation, molecular function: primary methylamine oxidase activity; copper ion binding; quinone binding. The record is from RefSeq and is a predicted model, not a curated record. The coding region runs from base 1 to 2100 and encodes 699 amino acids.